This is a messenger RNA of Glarea lozoyensis ATCC 20868, 387 nucleotides long. RefSeq lists its product as uncharacterized. Lineage: Eukaryota; Fungi; Ascomycota; Leotiomycetes; Helotiales; Helotiaceae. Bases 1 to 387 code for a protein of 128 amino acids. The record is from RefSeq and is a predicted model, not a curated record. The transcript is spliced from 2 exons.
AUGUCUCUCACUCCUUCAACUCUGUAUUACGCGUCUGCAAUUAUCAAUCUUGCGACCAUUCCGAAACACUUCCUCGUCGGUCAGAAUCAUGUUUCCAAGUCCAUUGCAGCUAUCCCUCCUACUCCGGAUCUAGCACGAGGCAAAUCCGUUGCAAUGACUACCUGGCACCAUUCUAUGGGAAUGUUGUUCGUCAUUGCGACGCUGAACUAUAAAUGGGCAAAGUCUGGUGGGCCUAGGAAUAUGGAAGAUAAAUUGGUUCUUUGGGGGAUUACGGUGACUGGAACGGUUAUUGGUUAUACCUACUACAAAGUCAAGUUGUUUGCUGGAUUGGGAUGCCUCUGGGUUGCACCGUGGUUGAGUUCUAUUGCUUUGCUGUGGUCAUCUUGA